Messenger RNA from Branchiostoma belcheri (Belcher's lancelet), 989 nucleotides. Its product is annotated as dCTP pyrophosphatase 1-like. The record is from RefSeq and is a predicted model, not a curated record. Gene Ontology annotation, molecular function: nucleoside triphosphate diphosphatase activity. The transcript is spliced from 5 exons. Bases 79 to 558 code for a protein of 159 amino acids. Gene Ontology annotation, biological process: nucleoside triphosphate catabolic process. Lineage: Eukaryota; Metazoa; Chordata; Leptocardii; Amphioxiformes; Branchiostomatidae.
AGUGGCGGGAAAUUUCUGGCGCGAACUGAAUCUGUCGUCUGUACAUCUGUAAAUUUUCUCUCAGUUUCACUCGGCAAAAUGAUGGCCCAGCAGCUCAACUCCCCGCCGCUGAAGAGACAGAGGGCGGACAGGGACGGUCAGGACGAGCCAGACUCAUCGGAAGGGUUCAGGUUCAGCCAGGAACCGACUCUGGACCAAAUUCGAGCGAUGCAGAACCAGUUUUCCCGGGAGAGAAACUGGGACCAGUUCCACACGCCGCGCAACCUUCUACUGGCCAUGACUGGAGAAGUUGGAGAAGUUGCAGAGCUAUUUCAGUGGAGAGGAGAGGUGGAGGAAGGACUCCCAGACUGGUCUGAGAAGGACAAGAAGCACCUGUCCCAGGAGCUGAGCGACGUGCUGAUUUACCUGGUCCGUCUGGCGGAGAAGUGCCACGUGGACCUGCCUGCUGCUGCCGUGGACAAGAUCAAGCUCAACAAGCUCAAGUACCCAGCCCACCAGGUGUAUGGCUCCAGCAAGAAGUACACAGAGUACAACACACCUGAGAAAAACAGCUCAUAAUGUAUACUGGUCAUUGGGGGAGGGGGAGGGGGGCAAGAGAUCAUCAGAGAAACAACUACUGGUUGGGGAUAGAGUCAAGUCAUCACCAGGUGUACGGCUCCAGCAAGAAUUACACAGAGUACAACACACCUGAGAAAAACAACUCAUGAUGUUACAAGAGAUCAGCAAUAUCAUCAGUUAGAAGUACACAGAGUAUUCAUGCCUGAGAAAAACAACAACUGGUGGACUUAAGUCACAACAGGGAAGAAGAAGAAGCUGAACAUUAAUAGAAGUACACCUAAUAUUAAACACUCAGUUAAAACGGCUCGGUUGAGGUGGUUAAAGGGGGAGGUAUGAGGGCAAGAGAUUUCAACAUUCUUAUCAGUUAGAACUGUUAUCAGUGUAUUCCAUACCUGACAAGAACAACUCUUGUUACUGUACUGUCCAGGGAG